ACCCGGCAGAGAGGCCAGGGUUUCGACCGAGCGCAGAAGCACUCCGCUUCCCGCCGCCCCAUCCCUCGCGGCAGAGCUCAAGGGGGUCCCCUCCCUCGGGGAGGAGUAGGACGAGCUCCAAAGGUGAUGGAGGAUUCUGGGGAGCGUGCUCCCAGGCAGGAAGGGCAGGCUACCCUGGGGAGCUGGGUUCGACUCAGAGAACGCGAGUCCCAGGCCCCCCAGGGAAGGAGACUCGGUCUGAAAGAUGCUGCAUUCCUGCCAGCCUCUCUGGGUCCAGCAGAACACAAUCUCCUUCACGGUGAUGUGGAUGAGGGGGUGACAGAGGACACUGCCUGCCUCUGAAGUCUCCGGAGGAUCCAGGCCAGGCAGGUGAGACCCAGGUCUGGGACUUCAGGUGCAGUUUGGUGUAGAGUUCAUGAAAGGUGCUUGAAUUUCUCCAGCUUCCUUCACCAACAUUCAACAGACUGGUUUGGGUUUCAGAAUCUGAGAGGAGCUGGUAGAAAGGAAAGCUGGCAGAGGUACAGAGAAGUCCCUACAAGCCUCUCGAAUCUACUGUUGGGAUCCCUUCAUACUGCUUGGGACUGGGAGGGCAGCUCCCAGGCUGCCAGAGGCUGCCAUACCACUAGACUUUGGACCAUCAAAAGGAAAGGAACAUAGCUCAGCAACGGCUGCACAUUUGAGCCAGAAGGAACCUCUUAUAACAAAGAAUUUAAACGGGAGAGUUUCUGCAUCUUUACUUUGUGGUCCAUCAUGAGAGAAAACUUUCCAUUCACAUAGAUAAUGGGACUGGGUUUUCUUUCCAAAAUACUGUAUUUGAAAGAAUCAUGAGCCAUUCUAAGCUUCCAGGGAGGCUCAGGGCACAUAGGAGUUGGUGGACGGCCUUCCCAGGGCAAGGCUAAGGGGACAGCCUGAGCCUCCAACUUCUGCAGCUCAGCGGGUAUGGACAGAUGCCACUCUUGUCUCCAGAGAGCCGGUGGCAGUGACAUCACCAGGAGAAAAGGCAUCCUUCAGCCUUGGGACUUGACAGAAUGAGGAGGGCUGGGGAAGUCAGGAGCUGGGACUCAGUCUUUCCCGACUGCCCCUCUGUCCCACGGGCAGCGCCUGACCACUGAGCCAACCAUGGCCGAGAAGGGUGGCUGCCUCGCCAGCGUCUACGGCUAUGACCUGGGCGGGCGCUUCGUUGACUUCCAGCCCCUAGGUUUCGGCGUCAAUGGGCUGGUGCUGUCCGCCGUGGACAGCAGGGCCCGCCGGAAGGUGGCAGUGAAGAAGAUCACCCUGAGUGAUGCCCGAAGCAGGAAGCACGCGCUCCGGGAGAUCAAGAUUAUCCAGCGCCUGGACCACGACAACAUCGUGAAGGUGUACGAGGUGCUGGGGCCCCAGGGCACCGACCUGCAGGGUGAGCUGUUCAAGUUCAGCGUGGCCUACAUCGUCCAGGAGUACAUGGAGACCGACCUGGCACGCCUGCUGGAGCAGGGCACGCUGACCGAGGAGCACGCCAAGCUGUUCAUGUACCAGCUGCUCCGGGGGCUUAAGUACAUCCACUCUGCCAAUGUGCUGCACCGGGACCUGAAGCCCGCCAACAUCUUCAUCAGCACCGAGGACCUCGUGCUCAAGAUUGGGGAUUUUGGGUUGGCGAGGAUCGUUGAUCAGCACUAUUCACACAAGGGCUACCUGUCAGAAGGCCUGGUAACGAAGUGGUACCGCUCACCACGCCUACUCCUCUCCCCUAACAACUACACCAAAGCCAUCGACAUGUGGGCCGCCGGCUGUAUCCUGGCUGAGAUGCUCACGGGCAGGAUGCUCUUUGCUGGGGCUCACGAGCUGGAGCAGAUGCAGCUCAUCCUGGAGACCGUCCCCGUGAUCCGGGAGGAGGACAAGGACGAGCUGCUCAAGGUGAUGCCUUCCUUCGUCAGCAGCACCUGGGAGGUGAAGCGGCCGCUGCGCAAGCUGCUCCCGGAAGUGAACAGCGAAGCCAUCGACUUUCUGGAGAAGAUACUGACCUUUAACCCCAUGGAUCGCCUGACUGCCGAGAUGGGGCUGCAGCACCCCUACAUGAGCCCGUACUCUUGCCCGGAGGAUGAGCCCACCUCACAGCACCCCUUCCGCAUCGAGGAUGAGAUUGACGACAUCCUGCUGAUGGCCGCCAGCCAGAGCCAGCUCUCCAACUGGGACAGGUACCCCGUGAGCCUGUCGUCGGACCUGGAGUGGCGGCCCGACCGGUGCCAGGACACGAGCGAGGGGCAGCGUGACCCACGCGCGGGGUCGGCGCCGCUGGUGGAGGACGUGCAGGUGGACCCGCGCAAGGACUCGCAGAGCAGCUCCGAGCGCUUCCUGGAGCAGUCACACUCGUCCAUGGAGCGCGCCUUCGAGGCCGACUACGGGCGCUCCUGCGACUACAAGGUGGGCUCGCCGUCCUACCUGGACAAGCUGCUGUGGCGCGACAGCAAGCCGCACCACUACUCGGAGCCCAAGCUCAUCUUGGACCUGUCGCACUGGAAGCAGGCAGCCGGCGCGCCCCCCGCUGCCGGGGUGGCCGGCGUGGCUGCGGUGACCGCGGACCCCGGGCCGCGAGACGACGAGCCGGCCAGCCUCUUCCUGGAGAUUGCGCAGUGGGUCAAGAGCACGCAGGGCUGCCCUGAGCGCGGCGCCAGCCCGCCCCCCGACGGCCCAGAGCGCCGCCGGUCCCCACCCGGCCGCCCGGCCCCCAUCGAUGGGGGCGCCAGCCCGCAGUUCGACCUGGACGUGUUCAUCUCCCGCGCCCUGAAGCUCUGCACCAAGCCCGAGGACCUGCCGGACAAUAAACUGGGCGACCUCAACGGCGCGUGCAUCUCCGAGCACCCCGGCGACCUCGUGCAGACCGAGGCCUUCUCCAAAGAAAGGUGGUGAGGGCAGAGGGGCGCUCCAGCCCGUCCCCCCGGAAACCAUCCAGGGAAAGCCAGCCCUGGCCCGAGGGGACCGCCCCCCUGACACCUCCACCAGCCCUUCCACCCCCUCUCUGCUGCCCUGGGGUUAGCGGAACAGGAAGGAUCCGAGGAGCGAGAGGAAUGUCCAUUUCUUAAACUGCCUUAAUAACUAGCCUUUAACCUCUGGGAGCGUGUUUGAACAGGAGCCUAUUUUGGGGGGUGGGGGGUUGAUCACUUUCCCAGCAAAGAAGAGGCCCUUGUGUUUUUAUCAGCGGUGGUGCGCAGGGCAGAAAGGUCUUAGCAGUCAACAGGCCCCACCUGGGUGGCUGCCUGGAGAGGAGCCUGGCAGAGAGGGUUGGAACUCUCUAGUCCAAGCAGCCUCAGCUCACAGAUGAGAAACACAGUGAGGUCCAGAGAAGCCAAGUGACUUGUUAAUGAGAUCGGGGCCUAGCCGUGUCAGGGCAAGCCUUGAAUCCCAGUCUCCUGGCCCCCAGGCCAGUGUCUAUCCAUCUGUCCACUAAACAAUGUCUUCCUCUACUGGGGUCACUCUGGCCUUUUUGUCAGAAAACUUGGUUCAAGACGUUUCUUCCCUGUCCAUUACCAGCUUACCCAUUCUGUGUGCUUUUACUCAGAGCCGUGUCCUGUGAAUUCUGAAAUUGGACAUUGAGCCAGCUUCCUUCCCCUUGUCAACAAGCAUAUAUUUUUUUUUUCCUGGCUCUCAUGGCACCCCACUCCAGUACUCUUGCCUGGAAAAUCCCAAGGAUGGAGGAGCCUGGUAGGCUGCGGUCCAUAGGGUUGCUAAGAGUCGGACAUGACGAG
Molecule: messenger RNA, 3722 nt
Organism: Bubalus bubalis (water buffalo)
Lineage: Eukaryota; Metazoa; Chordata; Mammalia; Artiodactyla; Bovidae
Gene: MAPK4
Product: mitogen-activated protein kinase 4
Exons: 6
Coding region: 1120-2886 (588 amino acids)
Biological process (GO): protein phosphorylation; cell surface receptor signaling pathway; intracellular signal transduction
Cellular component (GO): nucleus; cytoplasm
Molecular function (GO): MAP kinase activity; ATP binding
Source: RefSeq, a predicted model, not a curated record